Lacerta agilis (Sand lizard) is the source of this 880-nucleotide messenger RNA. It is a transcript of the gene CRYGS, whose product is annotated as crystallin gamma S. Bases 274 to 810 code for a protein of 178 amino acids. Gene Ontology annotation, biological process: visual perception; lens development in camera-type eye. The record is from RefSeq and is a predicted model, not a curated record. NCBI's taxonomy places the organism in Eukaryota, Metazoa, Chordata, Lepidosauria, Squamata, Lacertidae. The transcript is spliced from 3 exons. Gene Ontology annotation, molecular function: structural constituent of eye lens.
AGCAAAGCAUUCAGAACCUGAUAAUGCAACAGGCAAUGCCGAAAAAUAAAAGGAGCAAUGAAGCCUGCCUUUAUUUUGUAAUCCUGUUUGUUUUUCUAGAACAGAUGAAUAGGCUCAGAAUCACUGACUCAAUUUUUGGAUUCCAUUUUCAUGACAAAGCGAAUGUCUAGUCUAAAAAUGAGCUCACUAUAAAAUGAGGCUUCCUGAUUGUGGCUCUGGCAGCUGGUUCUAGUUCUCCUCCUCCUCCAGGAAUAUUUGCACCCCACGUUGAUCAUGUCCAAAACUGGAAGCAAGAUCACCUUCUACGAAGGCAAGAAUUUCCAGGGGCGCCGCUAUGAGACUGACAGGGACUGUUUGGAUUUCCACACUGACCUGAGCCGCUGCAAUUCCAUCCGUGUGGAGGGGGGUGCCUGGGUUGUUUAUGAGCGGCCAAACUUUGCAGGGAACAUGUAUGUGCUGACUCAUGGGGAAUAUCCUGAAUAUCAACGAUGGAUGGGCCUAAAUGACCGCAUCAGCUCAUGCAAAUCUAUUCAGCUACCCAGUGGAGGCAAAUACCAAAUCCAGCUCUUUGAGAAGGGUGACUUUAGUGGCCAGAUGCAUGAAUCCACAGAAGACUGCCCUUCUGUCAUGGAUCAGUUUCACCUGCGCGAAAUCCACUCCUGCAAAGUCCUGGAUGGGGCCUGGGUUUUCUACGAACACCCCAAUUUCCGUGGCAGGCAGUAUCUUCUGGAGAGAGGAGAGUAUAGUAAACCUGUCGAGUGGGGGUCUGCAUCCCCAGUGGUCCAGUCCUUCCGCCGUAUUGCAGAGUAAUGGGCAGCAUUAAGUCUGAAGCCGAUGUGAAAGCUGACUUGAUGCCAUAAAUAAAGCACUUGUGGGUUCA